GUCACAAGAGCUCCUCCUCCUUCUCUCUCCGGCUUUCUCCUUCCUAGUUCUAUAAGCAAUGAAAGCAGCACAGCAGCUCAUGAAGGUGUUUGUGACUAGAAGGCUUCCCCCGGAGGGGCAGAAACUUUUAUCCCAAGCUGAAAACUACACUGUCCAACAGUGGGAUUCAGAUGAUCCUGUGCCAAGGGCUGAGUUGCUGAGAGGGGUAGCUGGAGCUCAUGGUCUGCUCUGCCUCUUGUCAGAGAAGAUAGAUCAGGAGGUUCUGGACACAGCUGGGCCAAAUCUCAAGGUUAUCAGUACAUUGUCUGUGGGCUUUGACCACCUAGCAAUCAAUGAGAUAAAAAAGCGUGGAAUCAGAGUGGGCUACACACCAGAUGUGUUAACUGAGGCCACAGCAGAGCUAAGCGUAGCCUUACUACUAGCCACAUGUCGACGCCUGCCAGAAGCUAUACAAGAGGUGAAAAGUGGAGGAUGGAAAUCGUGGUCUCCAACGUGGAUGUGUGGGUAUGGAUUGUCUAACAGCACUGUUGGAAUCAUUGGCUUGGGAAGAAUAGGACUGGCUAUUGCCCAACGUCUUAAACCUUUUGGUGUGAAAAAGUUUUUAUACACAGGACGCCAGCCCCGGCCUGAAUGUGCUGCAGAGGUUAAUGCUGAAUAUGUAUCUUGUGAAAAGCUUACAGUGGAUUCAGACUUUGUUAUAGUGUCCUGCUCUUUAACCCCUGAGACUGAAGGCCUAUGUAACAAGGAUUUCUUUCAAAGAAUGAAGAAAACUUCAGUUUUCAUUAACAUCAGUAGAGGCUCUGCAGUGAACCAGGAAGACUUGUACCAGGCACUGGUCAGUGGACAGAUUGCAGCUGCUGGAUUAGAUGUUACUACUCCUGAACCCCUGCCAACAACUCACCCAUUGCUGAGUCUGAAGAAUUGCGUUAUCUUACCACACAUUGGAAGUGCCACAUAUAGUACAAGGAAUACCAUGUCUGUGCUGGCAGUAAAUAAUCUCCUGAGAGGCUUGGCUGGGCAAGAGAUUCCAAGUGAACUUAAGCUCUGAAGACGCAAGCUGGAUGCGAACAUCAUGCCUGUACUUUGUGCUAGAUAAUUCAUAAUUUUGUUGUUUGGUUAACCCAUUGUUUUGUAGUUCUGAAUAAUUAAAACACAAAACAACUACAGUUGUCUGAAGAAAUUGGUAUAUACACGAUAAGUGCAGUAAAAAGGAAAACAUACAUUUUAACCUGAGACAUAGACAGUUAGACACCACCUGCUACCCCCCAAAACUUCACUUGCAGCCUGUCACUGUGGGUUAAAUAACACUACUGGCUUUUCAGUGUGAUAAGGUUUAACAGAUGUUAGAGAAAAUCUUCCACCUUUUUGUACAUCUUUGAACUUUUGAUUAAAAUAUGUAUUUGCUAUGAUAAGUCAUAGAACCUCCAUAUAGAUAGCAUUUUGCAUAGUCAUUACUGUUUUCACUGGACUGUGUACCCAGUCUGACCAUGCAAGCUUGAUCACAAUCAUGUGUGCAUGUGAUGAGAUCUAAUUUCUAAGGUUGCAGUAGCCUGUAAAAGUGAAAUGCACAGUAAUUGUGUCGGGUAAACUUACUACUCGGUGCAUGCAU
Molecule: messenger RNA, 1609 nt
Organism: Rana temporaria (common frog)
Lineage: Eukaryota; Metazoa; Chordata; Amphibia; Anura; Ranidae
Gene: GRHPR
Product: glyoxylate and hydroxypyruvate reductase
Exons: 9
Coding region: 59-1048 (329 amino acids)
Cellular component (GO): cytosol
Molecular function (GO): hydroxypyruvate reductase (NADH) activity; NAD binding; glyoxylate reductase (NADPH) activity
Source: RefSeq, a predicted model, not a curated record